Molecule: messenger RNA, 7337 nt
Organism: Hemicordylus capensis (graceful crag lizard)
Lineage: Eukaryota; Metazoa; Chordata; Lepidosauria; Squamata; Cordylidae
Gene: NOTCH4
Product: notch receptor 4
Exons: 26
Coding region: 49-4764 (1571 amino acids)
Biological process (GO): Notch signaling pathway; multicellular organism development; cell differentiation
Cellular component (GO): membrane
Molecular function (GO): Notch binding; calcium ion binding
Source: RefSeq, a predicted model, not a curated record
GCGAGGAGGAGGGAGGGUCUAGGGAGGAGAGGGUGGUCUGCAAACAGGAUGAAGCACCUCUGGCUAUUGGCUUUGAUUCCGCUCACGCGAGGUUUAUCCUGCACCAGAGCCCCCUGCAAGAAUGGAGGAACCUGUGUGAGACACUCCAACGAAACCUUUUCCUGCCUGUGCCUUGCUGGCUAUGUGGGAGACAUGUGCCAGUUUGUAAACCCCUGCACCCCUGGGCGCUGCCAGAACAAGGGCAACUGCUCCCUGAAGAUCCUUCCUUCCCCAAACCCACCUGCCUACAGCUGUGUGUGCCCCCCUGGUUUCACUGGGGAGGAGUGCCAGGGGGUGGUUGGAGAUCCUUGCUUUCCUUCACCCUGCCAACAUGGAGGAACUUGCCAGCAGCAACCUGGAAACCAGUAUCACUGUCAGUGCAUGUCAGGAUGGACAGGAAAGAAUUGCCAGCUCAUGGACUUCUGCCCAGCGAAUCCCUGUGCCAAUGGGGGAACUUGCGUCAUCACCUACCCAUUCAUCGUUUGCCAGUGCCAAGCAGGGUUUGAGGGGCACACCUGCCAGCAUGAUAUCAACGAGUGCUUUCAGGACCCCACCCCCUGCCUCAAUGGAGGCAGCUGUAUGAAUAACAUUGGCUCCUUCCGCUGCGUCUGUCCACCCAGCUCCACCGGUCCACGCUGCCAGUACCGUCUAGGGCCCUGCUCCCCAGGGGUCUGCCUCCAUGGUGGCACCUGCCACCAUGUGGGUGAAAACCACCAUGGCUGCCUGUGUCCACCAGGUUACACGGGGCAAUACUGCGAGGUGAAUCCAGAUGACUGUGUGGGCCAUCAGUGUCACAAUGGGGGCACUUGCCAGGAUGGAAUCGGAUCAUUUUCCUGUCACUGCCCCACAGGUUGGACAGGGCUUCUUUGCCAUCUGCACGAUGCCUGCCUCAGCAGCCCAUGUCAUCCUGAUGCACACUGUGACACUGACCAUCUGACUGGACAUGCCAUCUGCACAUGCCAGCAAGGUUAUGCUGGAUCCACGUGCUAUGACGACAUCAAUGAGUGCCAGAUGGACUCGGAUCCGUGUGAACAUGGCGGGCACUGCCAGAACACCCCCGGGUCCUUUGCCUGCCGUUGCCCUGAGGGCUACACGGGCUCACGCUGCGAAUCAAACCUCAACGAGUGCCUCAGUCAGCCUUGCCAUAAUGGAGGCUCCUGCCUUGACCUGCUGGGCCAGUUCCAAUGCCUCUGCCUCUCCGGCUUCACAGGGUCAUUGUGUGAAAUGGAAGAAUGCACCAGAGGCCACUGCAUCAAUGGGGGAACCUGCCUUCCACAGAGCCAUGGAUUUGUCUGCCAAUGUCCUCCAGGUUUCGAGGGACCCCGAUGCAUGGUGGAAGUGGACAGCUGUGCCAGUAGCCCCUGCAGAAACGGGGGACGGUGCCAGAAUUAUGCCGGGACUUUCUCUUGCACGUGCCUUCAAGGUUUCGAGGGGCCCCAGUGUGAGAGAGACGUGGACCCCUGCUACAGUGCCCCCUGUGGUCACGGAACUUGCGUGAAUUCACCAGGCUCCUUCACGUGCGUUUGUUCCCCGGGUUACACAGGACUCCGCUGCACAGAGCUCAGUGACCCCUGCUGGAAUUGGCAGUGCCUCAACGGGGGCAGUUGCCAAAGGACAGAGUCUGGACCGCACUGCCUAUGUUCACCAGGUUGGACGGGUAACAACUGUGGCACGGAGAUAGAUGCCUGUGAUUCCAGACCUUGCCACCAGGGGGCCACAUGCCAGAGCCAUCGGGGUGCCUUCAACUGCAUCUGCCCCAGCGGCUACGUAGGUGCAACGUGCAACAAGGACGUGGAUGAAUGUGGAUCGAGCCCUUGCCUCCAUUCUGGAUCCUGCCUCAACAGCCCUGGAAGUUUCAGCUGUCACUGUCCUGUGGGUUACACAGGACCGAUAUGCCAAAUAACCCUGGACCUUUGCUCACCCAACCCCUGCAAGAAUGAAGGCCAAUGUGUUGUGGAGGAGUCUGCCCCACAUUGCCUCUGCCCCCCAGGCUGGAGUGGAUCGCAAUGCCAGAAAAAGACAAGUCAAGUUGGAGACAAUUGUACAGAUCAGGGCGGGGGAAAGGGCUGUCAGUGCCUGUCUGAGGAGAAGUGCCGAAAUGGAGGUGUCUGUACCAAGACAACAGACGGAUACCGUUGCCUGUGCCCACCAGGGACCAAAGAGCCCAAUUGUGACGUGGACCCCUGUUCUCUUCCUGGUGUCCACUGCUACCACAGAGGCACCUGUGUAGCUCAUCCUGAAGGAUUCUCUUGCAUCUGCCCAGCUGGCUAUGUUGGCAAGCAGUGUCAGGGGGUAGUGGACGCCUGUUUCUCUCAGCCUUGUCAUCAACCUGGUGCCCACAAUUGCCAGUCCAGUGCUGAGGGCUUCCGAUGUGUGUGCAUGCCAGGGUACACAGGGGUUCUGUGUGAAUCUGUGGUUGACAGUUGUCGAUCAAGCCCCUGCCUCAAUGGUGGCAGCUGUGAUACAGUGCCUGAUGACCCCCUUGGAUUCACCUGCCACUGUCCCCAGGGCUACGAUGGAGCCACCUGUCAUCAGCAGGCCCCUCUUUGCAGCUCCUUCUACUGUCACAAUGGAGGCCUCUGCAUUUCCCGUCCAUCUGGGCUCCGGUGCCUCUGCAGGGGAGGGUUCUCCGGGCCAGACUGCCGCCUGCCCCAGUGCUCUCCAGGCUCCUGCCCUGCCACCAACAUCACCACUGCCUUUGAGUGCCAGCAGGUGGCCAGAGACGGCCAUUGCGACCGGGCCUGCAGCUCUCCCGAGACCCACUGGGACGGAGGUGACUGUUCCCUGGGAGUUCUUGACCCCUGGGAGAGAUGUCCAAAGCUCUGCAGGAGGGCUUUCCAAGACGGGCAGUGCCAGCGUCACUGUGAUAAUGAGGAUUGCCUAUACGAUGGGUUUGACUGCAGCCAGCAGAUGAAGUGCAACCCACUGUAUGAGCGAUAUUGCUGGGACCAUUUCUCAGAUGGACACUGUGAUGGAGGCUGCAACAUGGCCCCCUGCGGCUGGGACGGAGGAGAUUGCUGGUCUCAUCCUGACCCCCUGGAGGACACCACAUUGGGCUUGGCUGUAUUACUCUCCCGGGAAAACCUGACCCACUUUCUGCGUGCCUUGACUCUUGCCGUGCGGGGGGUAUUCCGAGUUCAGCGGGACCCCCAAGGCAGAGAGAGGAUUUACCCCUACACAGGGAAGGAAUUGCUUGGAAACACGAGUAAAUGGACCGGAGGCCAGGGGAUGGCUUCUGCGGAGACCAUCGGGUUCACUGUCUUCCUGGCCGUGGAUGGGAACCGCUGCUCAGGACAGUGCCCCACAUCCCCCAAAUCUGCACUGAAUUUCUUGGGUGCCAUAGCAGCCAAAGGAACCUUUGAAUUACUCAUCAAAUACCCAGUGAUAGCUGCCUGGCUUGAGUCUGUAAAAAAUGCUCCAGAGGCCUCAGUUUCCCAUUUUCCUACGCCCCUCAUUUACACUGCCGUGGCUGCAGUCCUGGCAAUAGCGUUGGGCAUCUUCAUCGGAGUCUGGAAAACCCGCCGUCCCCAGCCACGCGAACACGGUUUCCUCUGGUUCCCACCUGGAUUUGCCCCACGCCAGGGCAAGAAGCGGCGCUGCCGUAGAGAUCCUGUUGGAGAAGACGCAAUUGGGCUCAAGCCAACGAAGCCAGGUGCUGAGUUUGAAGAAGAUGCUGACAUGUGCUCUGGGCCGCAUUAUGAUGGACCCCUGAAUGCCAAGGAGACCAAGGGGGAUCCAGAUUCCGUCUCAAUCCCAGACCAAGGCCAGCCUAGGAUGAAGAAACAGGCUCAGCUGAGCACGCCAUCCUCAACCCAGGAGAAAGGCACCAGGCCGAAGGCUGUCAAAAUGCAAGGGCCAGUUUGUGGCCUGACACCACUGAUGCCUUUGGCCCCUUCUCCUGAGCCAGAACUGGAGCAAUCCUGGACAGAGAGACAACUGGGGAGCCCCGGAGAGACACCCCUCCACCUAGCAGCUCGAUACUCUCGCGCAGAUGCUGCGCGCAGACUCCUGGGAGCUGGAGCUGAUGCCAACGCUCAUGACCAGUCGGGGAGGACCCCCUUGCACAGCGCCAUUGCAGCCGAUGCACUGGGUGUCUUCCAGAUCCUUCUCCGGCACAGACAUACGGACUUGGAUGCCAUGGCACAUGAUGGCUCCACCCCACUAAUCCUUGCCACUCGGCUUGGAGUCGAAAACAUGGUAGAAGAGCUGGUUGCUAAUCGCGCAGAUAUCAGGGCCGUGGACAAGAGAGGAAAGAGUGCCCUCCACUGGGCUGCUGCAGUCAACAAUGCCCUUGCCACCCUCGUCCUGCUCAGAAACGGAGCCGAUAAGAAUGCUCAAGACAACCGGGCACAGACGCCGCUGUUCCUGGCUGCCCAGGAGGGGAGCUACAAAGUGGCUUGCCUUCUUCUCCAGCACGGAGCCAAGCAGAACAUCCGAGACCACCUGGGCCGCCUCCCCAAGGACGUGGCGCUGGAGCGUCUCCACCACGACAUUGUGUCCCUCUUGGACCCUCCCUGCCCCUCGCGCAUGACUGGCCAGCAUUCGCCACACAGGCCCCGCCCACAGGCCCAUCGGUCUGCGACCAACCCCUACAAGUUGCCAUGGCUACCCUGCAGCUCACAGCUCCCUCCUGUCCUGGAGCAUGAGGGCCCUCCCAAGGAUCUUCCUUCUCCCACACUGCCUGCUAGCCCCUUAAAAGGUCCUGUGGGACCACUGGCAGAGUGACUUCACCCUCUCUGGGCGUGGAAUGGACCAAUGGUCGUGCUGUGGGUCAGUGACACUGGAUUAGGCCAGGCUGUGGCACUCCCCAGGGAGGUCACACAGGGAAGGCAUGAGGAUGUCACAAGAAGCGGCCAUGAAUGGGGGGUAGGUUGGAACGGAACCGUGCCUGAGAGCAGACUGGAUGUCCCACAUGGAGGAGCUUUGAUAUGAUGGAUGUGACAUUGGAGAAGUGCCAAAGAACAUAUCUGAUGUCCCACACAUGAUGUCCCACAGCAAGAGGGAUGCUUGGGCCAGCAAUGACAUCUCACAGAGACUGAGGCAUACAGAGAAGCUUCUAUCACCAUCCCAUUUCUUGCUAUACAACAAAAAUAGAUCUCACACUGGCGGGUUAUAUGGGCCCACCCCCACCCCACUUUUCUGAAUGCCCACUCCCCCCAUACGCAACAUGUUAACUUGUCCCCUCUUUGCUUUAGUGCUGGAUCUGUCAGGAGGCUUCUAAAGGAGACGAGCAAGGCUCAGUUCAGCUGGAUUGCCCAUUACUCCUGCUAAGGGGAAAGAAAGGAGUCCCUCUCCACCUUUGAAACCACCUAAGCUAGUAGCUGUCAUGACAUCUUUUCAUAGCAAAUGCCAUACGUUUGUGCACUGUGUGAAGUGUUUUCUUUGUUUGCCCUGAAGCAAUCUAUUUGACUCUGCAUUCUAGCAUGAUGAGAGAAAGAAAAUCUUCCUUUCUCUCCACUUCUAUAUCAUGCAUUGUUUUAUAAGCCUUUAUCAUGUCCCCUUUCACUCGCUUUUUAAAAAAACUCUAAAAAGCCCCAAACACUUUAUUCUUUCUUUGCAGGAAAGGUGUUUCAGCCCUCCCCUGCCUCUCCAAGACUUUGGCUGCCUUUUUCUGUACCUUUCCCAGCUCUACAGCAUCCUUUUUGAGAUGGAAACCAAGUCAAAUGAGGAAUGGCUGUAGGAGCCAGGUAUAUUUAGCCUGGCAAAGAGCUGACUGAGGGGAAAUCAGAUCUCCAUCUUCAAAUAUCUGAAGAGACAGACUUAUUGUCUGCUCUCCUAGGCAGAACCAGCUGGUUAAAAUUACAAGGAAGCAGAGUCAGGCUAGACAUUAGGAAGAAUUUCCUAAGAGCUGUUGGGACAGUGGAACAGUCUGCCUCAUGCAAUGGUAGGCUCUCCUUUUCUGGAGAUGCUCAAAACAGAAGCUGGGCAGCCAUCUGCACAGUUUCCUGCACAGUUUCCUGCACAGUUCAGGAAGCCCGAGUCGGCCCUGUAUCAGUUCAAGGAAGCCCGAGUCAGGAAUAUCACAGUUCAGGAAGCCCGAGUCGGCCUUAAUAUCACAGUUAAGGAAGCCCGAAUCGGGCCUUAAUAUCACAUUUCAGGUAGCCCAAAGAACAGUUCAGGAAGCCCUUCCCAGUUUCCUGCACAGAGCAGGGGGCUGGACUAAAAGACCUCCCAAGGUUCCUUCCAACUACAAAAGAUUCUGUGAGCCUGCCAAGACUCUAUGCAGUAUUUCAAAUAAGUAGGACCAACUGUGGCCACUUAAUGUAAAGGGAAAUCACUCCAGUUAGAGCUGCUACUUCUUCUCCAGAAGCUGCCCUUCUGCCGUUUAAACACUAGGCUGACCACCAAAAAUUUAAAGAGAAAAAUCCACCCCCCCACCCAAUGGGAUUGUGGUAAAAGCUUCAGCAGCUAAACCUGUGUGUGGUAGGCUCUUGUUAAGAGCACAGGAGCAAACCCAGUGAAAGUAGCACCCCUGCAGACUGUAUGCCUAAAAACAUGCCCUUUAUGGGGCCGUCCUUGCAGCCGCUCUGAGAGUUAAGGUGUGAUGGUUGAUUUACACGUCCUCAGAAUGAGAAUAAAUAAAUUCUGGGGCCAAUGUUGACAAGAUCUAGAACUCAAAUUAUACCUUAAAUAUUUGAAAACAUACUUCUAAAAUGAGUAUAGUGUUUAUCCGUAGCCAUCAAAGUCUGCCUGAAUAAAAUAUGUUUUCCCCCAAAAAGGGAUUUUUUUUCACAUCAAGUUUCUUUGCAGGGAGGGGGGAACCCACCAAUAUCUAAGCCAGGAGUUCUCAAGCUUGGGUCCUCGGCUGUUGCUGGACUGCCACUGCUAUACUCCCCAGCCAACCACAAUGGCCAUAUAUCUGGAGACCCACAUUUGAGAACCUCUAAUUUCAGUAAGAACCUCUUUCCCCACUACUAACAGGCCUUUAAUUGGUUUGGUGGGAUUAAACCUCUCUCAGUCCACAACUUCUUUUCUGGCAAGAGGCAGACAUUCAGCAGAUGUAACCAAACACAGCCCAUCAGCCAUAUACUGUGGCUUGCCAGAGGCUUGACAAUACCAUUAUUUUGCUGUUGCAUUUAAGCAGCAGCAGGAAACGAUCGCUACUUUACUCAUUUGGCCUUCUGUAUUACGUGCAGUGUAGAGUUCUCUGUCGAGAUCCCAAAUCCAGACCUGCAUCUGUCAGCUUUCUAUCUAGCCUACUGCAGUGUCUUCAACAGCUGCAAGGCAUACAGAUUCAGCAGCUGCAGCUAGAGCAUAAGGAUGGCAAUUUCACCUGUUGAAUUUCUGCUGUCAACGCU